CCUCAGGAACAGGCUACGGACAAAUCUGGGGACUUGAGCUCUUUAUUUGAACAUCUUUGACAUUAGCUGAACUUCUGCGACCUAAGGGGAGCCUUGGGAGUUUUUACUGGGUCGUCUUUUCACCUCCAUCCAGCAUGAGAGCCAUCCCAUCCAGACUGAGAUAUCUGUUUCUACAUUUAUUUGCAUUUUGCUACUAUGCUCAGGUAACCAAUCAGUCCCCGCCUAAUUUCACGCAGCAUGUGAGCGAGCAGAGCGCAGCGACGGACCGGGUGAGCCGCAGGCUGGUCCGGAUCUACCAGCUGUACAGCCGAACCAGCGGCAAACACGUGCAGGUCCUGCCCGACACCAAGAUCAACGCCAUGGCCGAGGACGGAGACGCUCACGCUAAACUCAUUGUGGAGACGGAUACAUUUGGGAGUCGAGUGCGCAUCAAAGGAGCUGAAACGGGCUUCUACAUCUGCAUGAACAAGAGAGGGAAGCUCAUUGGCAAGAAAAAUGGACAGGGCCGUGACUGUAUUUUCACUGAGAUUGUUCUGGAAAACAACUACACUGCCUUGAGGAACGCUCGGUAUGAUGGCUGGUACAUGGCCUUCACCCGCCGAGGGCGACCGCGAAAAGGCUCACGGACACGCCAGCACCAGCGUGAGGUCCAUUUCAUGAAGAGGUUGCCAAAGGGGCAGCAACCCACCCACCCAAGCAGCCACCGGCCUUUUGACUUCAUUCACUACCCUUUCAGUCAAAGGACUAAACGUACACGGUACUCGUCAGAGCGCUGAAAAAGCUCUGAAAGACAGAGGUGCUGGUUAGGAAAAAAAAGCUGAAUAAUUUACUGAAUUACCUGCAGCUUACA
Molecule: messenger RNA, 850 nt
Organism: Cololabis saira (Pacific saury)
Lineage: Eukaryota; Metazoa; Chordata; Actinopteri; Beloniformes; Belonidae
Gene: fgf8a
Product: fibroblast growth factor 8a
Exons: 5
Coding region: 135-776 (213 amino acids)
Biological process (GO): positive regulation of cell population proliferation; embryonic heart tube development; limb morphogenesis
Cellular component (GO): cytoplasm
Molecular function (GO): type 1 fibroblast growth factor receptor binding; type 2 fibroblast growth factor receptor binding; growth factor activity
Source: RefSeq, a predicted model, not a curated record